AUGCAGAGCCUGUCUUUCCACCCGACCUUACUCCAUUCCACGCCAUUCGGGCGGGAUAUAGAGGCAGAAAACGGCCCGGCCAGGCUUCACUCAAAGCCCAGUCCCUGCAGGCCUGACGAGCAGAGCUACCCAUCCCCUCCCAUGUCAGAUUCUCAUUCUCCCUCUCGUCGAUUAGCACAGAACCUCCAAUCCGAUCGCCAGCAGUACCCACAGCCAGGAAGUGCUCCUCGAAUGGCUGAGGCAGGUCUGGCUUUACCGCCUCCUUCGUCCAUGAUCUUCGAUCCUCGGUCAUCGUUUCCAGCCUCGGACCACCAGUCGCUACGUCCACUAUAUCAUGACGAACAUCAGUCUAGAGGGCACUUACUUCACUACCAGCCUGGGCGGGUAGUUGAGCCCCAGUCCUACGGUGGUGCACGGAUUCCGCAAAACUAUGCGUAUGGGUAUCCAACCCCCGGCGUACCUUCGUACGUCGGGCCCCAGCACCCAGGUGUCCAUGUACAGCCAGCGGCGAUGAUAGCACCACCGCCCAACAGGCCCAACAAACCCGCAAGGAGAACAAAGGCCCAUGUCGCGUCAGCCUGCGUCAACUGCAAGAAGGCACAUCUUAGCUGCGAUGUUCAGCGCCCUUGUGGCCGUUGCGUAGCCUCUGGCAAACAGGAUACGUGCAAAGACGUGCAACACAAAAAGAGAGGAAGACCGCGACUCAGGGACGACAGAGAAUUUGCUAGACCAGAGCAGGGGAGGCAAGCAUCCAGCCAACUCUUGGGCGUUGUGCCUGCGUUGGCAUCAGAAGCUUUCACUCACCAAACUCCAUACUCAACUCUACAUUCGCACCGCGCGUCUGACCUACCUCGAACACUUGUGGGGAUCACACAAGAAGAUAGCAACAUCUCGAACAUUCGGCCCCCACCAUCACUAAGUUCAGGAGGAAGUCUUUCGAACAGCGUCAGUAGUUAUAGUGGGGUGUCGUCGACUCCAUACUCAACGGGACCGAAUCUGGCGUACCAGUCAUCGCCUGUUGCCUUUCUGAAUCUGGAUCUCGUCAUUCAAAAAUCGAAUCAAGCAUUCCAGGACUUGGUUUCCUUUUUGGGAGAUGUUCAGGGCAAAAACUUAGGAGACCUGGUUGAGCCUAGGCAGAAUGAAGUAUUGCAGCUUCUGCGCAACAAGCUGCGGGACGAACGAGACGAACGCGAGCCAGCGUAUAUGGCGCCCAUAACUCCGGUUGGGCAAGAUCCGAUGCGAUCGGUCAUGGAAUCUGUGGAGGAUCGAGAUGUCGAACGUGUAAGCCAAGGCUUCACAGACAGACCGAUUGCGCUUCAUUUCCGUCUUCGUACCGGCCAAUACCAGUCUUUCCAGACCCAUGUUCGACUGGCGAAAACGUCGCUCUACUUUGCGACCUUGGUUGUGCGUACACCACCAAGGUCCGUCGGUCCUCCUCUUCUAACCCAUCACAUUCCUCCGACGCCUGCUCGCGGCUCCAUGUCGGCGCCAACAACAGCUCCCCCAAGAGACUACACUCCUCAGCAAAUCCGGCCCCCAUCCUCAGCUAGUUCCACAUCCGCAUCGCCAUACCUGAGCUUUUCAUCCGUCCGCACCUCUCUUCCAGCAUUCAGUCCGAGCUCUUACGGCAGCAGUCCGUCAUACAACUACUCCCCCGGCGGCGGCCCAGAGCAGAGCUACUUUCCAACAAUGCAACCGCCCUCACAACCAGGCGCAUACCCCACCGCGUACCCACCAGCCUCCCAGCCUCGAACCCAGUCCGUCACGUCCGAAUCGCUCCGCCAACUCAACCGCCCAGCCCGCCUCGAGAGCCUGCAACUCCCUCCUAUCCGAACAGGUGCCGCGCCUCUAGGAUCGCCGCUGCACCUCGAGUCUAGCCACAGCGCUGCGGAAGGCGAGCAGACGCGCGUGCGACCGCGCGAGUCCCCUCCGGCCGUUGAGUCGCGGCCCGCCUCGCCCGACGCUCAUAAACGCCGGCGCCUGAAUAUCCACGAGGUGCUUGAGUAG
Messenger RNA from Dothidotthia symphoricarpi CBS 119687, 2007 nucleotides. RefSeq lists its product as uncharacterized. Gene Ontology annotation, molecular function: DNA-binding transcription factor activity, RNA polymerase II-specific; zinc ion binding. The transcript is spliced from 2 exons. The coding region runs from base 1 to 2007 and encodes 668 amino acids. The record is from RefSeq and is a predicted model, not a curated record. Gene Ontology annotation, biological process: regulation of DNA-templated transcription. Lineage: Eukaryota; Fungi; Ascomycota; Dothideomycetes; Pleosporales; Dothidotthiaceae.